AUGUUGCAAUUAAUCUUCCUACAGGAUAUUCUCAAGAGGUAUCGUUUUGAUUUGCCAGCGGGCAUUGAGCACGAUUAUGCCAACUGGGAGAAGAUAUCAAUGUUUGUCGGUUAUUCACUAACUCAAACCCGUGCCAGAGUGAAGAAAUUGAUUAAAGACAGUAUAAAGGCAAAUACCAAUAUAUUUUCGCUUGCGCAGAUGAUUGUUCACUCCACGCCUUGUCGCACGACGAUCCAGCUGUGCUCCCGUGUUGCGCUCAUGCGUGCGGUUCACGCCGAAUGCAAUGCUGACAUUCUAUGCAGGGCAUUCAAUGAAAUCCUGAAGAUUGAUCGAGCUACAUACGGUGUGGCGGAAGAAUAUGUGAUUGGGGAUACUGUUCCCGAUGAGUGGCAGCAGCGCGUUGAUGAUGUCGUUGCGGGGAUAGAUAUAGUGUGA
Molecule: messenger RNA, 435 nt
Organism: Cyclocybe aegerita
Lineage: Eukaryota; Fungi; Basidiomycota; Agaricomycetes; Agaricales; Hemipholiotaceae
Source: the annotation of a GenBank genome assembly